AUGGGAAACGACAAGCAGAAGCGCGGUGACAUCGCCUAUGUCAUCUUCGACAUGGAUGGGCUACUCAACGAGAUCCUGGCGCGGUACGGCCUCGAGAUGACGUGGGACAUGAAGGCCGGCCUCAUGGGCAAGGUGCAGCGCGAGGCGGCCGAAUACCUCUUCAGCUUCUUCCCGGGACUCGAGGACAAGAUCAGUGUCGACGAGUACCUCAAAGAACGGAUGGGCAUGCAAGACGCCCAGUUCCGCAAGGUGCCGCCGAUGCGCGGUGCACUGCAGCUCGUGCAGGGGCUGCAUGAGGCUGGGAUCCCGAUUGCCCUCGCGACCGGGUCGACGAAGCGCAACUUUGACGUCAAGACGGGACACCUGCCCGAGCUCUUCGACAAGUUCCACCCGGAAGUGAUUCUCACUGCCGACUCUCCUGAGGUCCCAAAGGGUCGUGGUAAGCCGCACCCGGACAUCUACCUUGCUGCUGCCCGCAAGCUGGGCCGCGACGUCGGCCACCCCAACGACGCGACCGCCGCGCAGGAGGCGGAGCGUGGGCGUGGGCUCGUGUUUGAGGACGCGCGGCCGGGUGUGCAUGCAGGCGUGGCUGCGGGCAUGAACGUCAUCUGGGUGCCGGAGCCUGAGCUGCUCGCACUCGAGCCUGGGGCGACAUACGGCGCCAAGCAGGUGCUCGAGCACCUCUCGGAGCUCGACACCACUGAGUGGGGACUGCCCGCCAUUCGCCUGGACUAA
Messenger RNA from Cutaneotrichosporon cavernicola, 735 nucleotides. RefSeq lists its product as uncharacterized. Lineage: Eukaryota; Fungi; Basidiomycota; Tremellomycetes; Trichosporonales; Trichosporonaceae. The coding region runs from base 1 to 735 and encodes 244 amino acids. The transcript is spliced from 3 exons. Gene Ontology annotation, molecular function: phosphatase activity. The record is from RefSeq and is a predicted model, not a curated record.